AUGGGCACCAUGGAGAUGGUAAUGGGAUCAUCAAUGGAAAAUAUGGAACCCAAGAGAGCUUAUGUUACCUUCUUGGCAGGAAAUGGAGAUUAUGUGAAAGGGGUUGUUGGAUUAGCUAAGGGUUUAAGGAAGACGAAAUCUGUGUAUCCUCUUGUGGUAGCUGUCUUGCCGGACGUACCAGAAGAUCAUCGGAAGAUCCUCGAGUCCCAAGGAUGUAUUAUUCGUGAAAUUGAGCCCAUACAUCCACCGGAAAAUCAAAAUAUUCAGUUUGCCAUGGCAUAUUAUGUCAUCAACUACUCAAAACUUCGCAUUUGGGAGUUUGUGGAGUAUAGCAAGAUGAUUUACUUGGAUGGAGAUAUUCAAGUUUUCGAUAACAUUGAUCACCUCUUUGACUCUGCCAAUGGUUACUUCUACGCCGUUAUGGAUUGUUUUUGCGAGAAAACAUGGAGUAGUACGCCUCAGUACCAAAUCGGCUACUGUCAACAGUGCCCGGAAAAGGUACAAUGGCCACCGGAAAUGGGACCUCCACCACCAUUGUACUUUAAUGCUGGGAUGUUCAUUUUCGAGCCAAAACUUUCAACUUAUUCUGAUCUCUUGGAAACUCUCAAAAUCACCCCUUCUACUUCAUUUGCAGAGCAGGACUUUUUGAACAUGUUUUUUAGGGACAUAUACCGUCCUAUCCCUCCAAUUUAUAACCUCGUUUCAGCCUUGCUUUGGCGACAUCCUGAAAAUAUAGACCUCGAACAAGUUAAGGUUGUUCACUAUUGUGCUGCGGGAGCAAAACCAUGGAGAUACACCGGUAAAGAAGAGAACAUGCAGAGAGACGACAUAAAGAUGCUGGUCGAGAAAUGGUGGGAUAUAUACGUAGACGAGUCAUUGGAUUAUGCAAACGACUCGAAGGAAGAGAAAACAUCAGUUCCAGUGCUAUCAGAGGCUGGUGUUAUUUACCAUGUUACUGCUCCAUCAGCAGCAUAA
This is a messenger RNA of Fraxinus pennsylvanica, 975 nucleotides long. The record is from the annotation of a GenBank genome assembly. Lineage: Eukaryota; Viridiplantae; Streptophyta; Magnoliopsida; Lamiales; Oleaceae.